This is a messenger RNA of Musca vetustissima, 1687 nucleotides long. RefSeq lists its product as uncharacterized. Gene Ontology annotation, biological process: amino acid transport; carbohydrate metabolic process. Lineage: Eukaryota; Metazoa; Arthropoda; Insecta; Diptera; Muscidae. The transcript is spliced from 4 exons. The record is from RefSeq and is a predicted model, not a curated record. Bases 23 to 1672 code for a protein of 549 amino acids.
UUAUUCAUCAACAGAUACCAAAAUGGUGCAGGAAGAAAUCAAUAAUGAUGGUGCCGACGAGCAAAUGUUGGGCGCCGAAGACAACGACAAAUUGGCCGAAAAACGUGAAGAAGUUAAAUUCAUAAAGGGCGGUGAUCAUCAGAAUGGUGAUGCCAAAAUUGAUAUUGGUGCUGUUAAUGGAAAGGCUUUUACCGGAAUGACCAAGGAGGAGCUGAUGAAAUAUGCCAAUGAUCCAUUCUGGAUUCGUUUACGUUGGAUUUUCUUCAUUGCUUUUUGGUUAAUAUGGUUGGGUAUGUUGGUCGGUGCCAUUUUGAUCAUAGUCGAAACACCCAAAUGUGCUGCCCCCGAACCUUUACCCUGGUAUAAGAGUGGCAUUUUGGCUAAAUUCUCCAAUUUCGAAUCGAGCAAUGAAAAUGUGGAGUUGGUUAAACAAAUCAAAGCCAGUGGUGUUAUAUAUGAAAUGCCUGCUGAACUUACCUAUAAUGUACAUGAUGCUGAGGUCGAAGAAAAGAUUCGCAAUAUUGUCAAUCAUUACAAGGAGACAGAGGCUCAUGUCAUUUUCGAUAUAACACCAAAUUAUGUACCAAAAACAUCACGUCUCGUGAAAGAUGCCAUGGAUGAUGAAACUAAACGUUCCGCCUUUGUGUGGAUUGAAAAGCCAGAGGUACCCAACAAUUGGUUAUCGUUGGUAAAUGGUUCGGCUUGGGCUGAAGUAAUGCCGGGCAAUUAUGUGUUAUCUCAGUUCGGUGAUGGUCUAUAUGAUUUGCAUAUGAAUGACACAAUUGUCAAGAAGGAAUUGAGCCGGGUUUUGGAACAUUUGGUCAAAUUGGGAGUUCAUGGCAUCCGUUUGAAGAAUACCAAAUUCUUUAUUUUAUGCAAACAAAUCAAGGAUGAAGUACCAGCUGAAAAUCCCAAAUAUGAUUUAACACAAUACGGUUUCUGGACCCAUACUCAGACCACAUUCCAAGAAGGUUUGGGUGAUGUGCUAUAUGAAUAUUUGACAAUUGUUAAGAACACCACUGCUGAUGGUUUCCUCUCGGUGGCCGAUGAUGUUAUCCGGCCCGAAGUUUAUCGUACCUCAUCGGGUGAUAUGGGUAUUGAUAUACCGUUAUAUGGUAAAUUUGUAAAGACUCUAAGCUCGCCCAAGGAUAAGGAUUUGCGUGGUGAAUUGACAAAUGUUAUGCGUGAGGCUGGUAACUAUACCUGGUUGCAAUGGAAUGUCGAUGAUGCUGAGGAAAAUUCUGAAGUACCACCAACAUCGGUGAUAUUGUUCUUGUCUCUGUUGCCCGGUACACCUGUGGUGCCUGUGGACAAGGGUUCGUAUGGCAGCAGUAUAAGUGAUGCAAUUUCCAAACAAAUUGAGACCUCACGUAUGUCACCAUCCUAUAUGCAUGGUGAUUUCAAUUUGUUGCCCAUUGAACCAUUGGUUGGUUAUACAAGAAUAAAGUCUGGUAAUCCCGGUUUCUUGGUAUUGUUCAAUCCCACCGAUACCACCCAAGCGGCCAAUGUCACCGACAACAGCAAUUUGCCCGAAAAAAUGACCGUUGUCGCAAUUAGUGACAAUUACAAUGUCACAAAUGUUGUGGCCAAGAACAAAAUUGCCACCGCCGAUUUGGAAGUAUCACCAUACUCUACCAUCAUUUUAACCUAUGUUCCCGUUAAAACGGAAUAAAUUAGCUAAAGAGCU